UAUCAGUUAUGUUUGCAUAAUGAUAGCGAAAUAUUCUUUAUUGAAAACACCAAUAAUAACACAAAUAAUGAUAUUUUAUGCGAAAUACUCGAUGACAUCAAUUUCAGUGCCGAUGCUCUCAACCAACAGAUUAUGGAAAUAGAGAGCACUGUUUCCAAAGAUUUCAUUGAUAACAUUGUAGACAAUAGUUUUGAUGACACGAUGAAUGACCAGCAAAUUGGUGUAUAUAAUAAUUGCGAUGAAAUUAAUUCACAAACGGGUUAUAAUGUGUCAAACGAGACGAUCGAAAAGGCCGUAGAGUUUGCCGUUUCAGUGAUACCUAUCGCGAGACCUCUAAGUGAAUGCAAAACUGGUUUCAAUGAAACGGAAAUGUAUUUACUGAAUGAUUUGAUGAAAUACACUCAGUUUCUGGGCGCCCCGAUGAGCACUAACAUAAAAUUCUUGGACACUAUGUAUGAUAUUCAUCAGUCAUUUGCCACCAAAUAUGACACAGCCAUCAGAGUUCAGACCAAAGCUGUCAAAAGGUUGUCCGCAUUCAGAACUAUUUGCUGUGAUGACCAGAUCUCACUACUGAAGUACGGGUGCUUUGAUAUCAUAUUCUUGAAGUCUAUCAUGUAUUUUGAUUACACGAAUAAUACUCUCAAAGUUCCCAUGGAGUGGAUAAACAAUAGGGAGGGACGGGCUAUGGAUAAGAAUAAAAUUCUCAACAAUUUAGUCUCCGAUAACAGCAAUGAAUGCACGGAUUCUGUGUCAACGAAAAAGUCAAAACUAAACGAAAUCUUAGUUAACAAUAAUAGUGACAAAGAUUUUGUCGAUGAGAUACUCGACAGGAACAGCUUUAGCCCAGAGAUACUAAACCAACAAAUUAUGGAAAUUGAAAACAAUAUAACAAACGACAUAAUGACAGAUAACGACAUGAAUAAUGAAGCAACAAAAAACGCUUUUAAUUAUUUUAGUUACGAUACACCAGACACAUGUCUUAGCGAUAGCGAUAAUAGCGACAAAAACAGUGUAAUUACUACUGAGACAAAUGCUGUCAGAGAUGCCAUCAUUCAAAAGACUGUUGAGUUUGAAUUGGCUGUCAUUCCCAUCGCCCGGCCUAUGGCUGAAAACAAAACCAAUUUUAACGAAACAGAAACCCAUAUAUUGAUUGAAUUAAUGACUUCGACAAAAGCCAUGGGAUUACCGCUCACUAAAAAUACAUUAGAGGUGUCAACCAUUCACGACUACUAUCGCACAUUUGUGGUUAAGUUUGAAAAAGGCAUCCGUAAUGUGACAAAAGCCGUGAAAGGGUUGACACCAUUCAAAAAUAUAUGCGAGUCCGACCAGAUAUCCCUGCUAAAAUACGGCUGCAUUGAAGUCCUAAUCAUGAGAUCCAUUCUCUACUUUAAUUACCCCGAAGAGUGCUUUUCAAUUCCUAUGUUUGAAUGCUAUUUCGACUCAAAAUGCGAUAUGAGUUCAGUUACGCGAAAAUUCUGCAAAAAGUGUCGUUUAGACAAAUGCUUUGCUAUCGGCAUGAAAAGGGAGAAUAUAUACGAUGAGCAACAAAAACAAGUGCGAAAAAUGAAAAUAGAAGUGAAUAGGAAGUUGAGAGAGAAAUAUAAGGACAAAAACAUUAUCAAUACAUUGCUAUACUUAAGCAAAACGUCGGACUCCACGCCAAAUAAUAUACUCAUGCGAAUCGGUUCGCCCCAUACGGACAGCCAGUCCUCCACCAGUGAUAUACCGAGCAUUUCAGAUACAAAUCGUUCAGACAUUUCAGAUAUGAAUCAAUUAUUAUGCGGUGAGCUAUUGAAUGAUAGCCAAGAUUUGGUUGAUUUACCAGAAAAUAUGGAUAUUAUUAAUAAAUUCCGGGAAAAAGCCAUUGAAUACGACACCUCUUUGGAUGUGCUCAUCGACAGACACAUCAGUGAUAAUGAAUUGAAUGAACUGGAGGUGAAUAUACUGCGCGACUUAUACACGGCUACGUACGUCAUGAGACACCCCCAGCCCAAGGUGUUCAAGGAAAUCACAAACAUCGACGACUUGACAAAGACUAUGAAUUUGAAGUUUGAGAAAGAGAUCCGCAAUUUGAUCCAAAUGUGCAAAAAGUUGAACACAUUUCGCGAGGUCUGCGAGAACGACAAGAUUGCACUUCUCAAGUACCGGUGCUUUGAGGCCAUUCUCCUGCGAACGGAAUGGGAUUCAGAUCCUAUUAUACUGGAAGCGCUAAUGGCUAUAACCCUGUUCAAUCCCAACUGUCCAAACCUCACCCAUAGGGAAGUUAUUAAAUACCAGCAACAACUUUAUAUGCGUUUACUGCAGAGGUAUUUAAAACACAGAUAUCAGUGGGAGUGUGAGACCAAGUUUACAAAACUCAUGAAUACCGUCACCUUUGCCAACAUUAUGGGCCAAAAACAACGGCUGAACACAUCGGAAAGGGGUCUCAAGGAGUGCGGGCUACUCAUCGCUGAGAUCCUGGAUCUCAAGCCUUAAAUACAUCACUAAUCGCUAGAUAAUUAGAUAUUUGAUAAUACAUCACAUGUAAAAUUCAAACCCAUUUAAUAAAUUGUUUUAAAUAAACUUAA
Oppiella nova is the source of this 2567-nucleotide messenger RNA. The record is from the annotation of a GenBank genome assembly. NCBI's taxonomy places the organism in Eukaryota, Metazoa, Arthropoda, Arachnida, Sarcoptiformes, Oppiidae.